Leucoraja erinaceus (little skate) is the source of this 1540-nucleotide messenger RNA. It is a transcript of the gene cfl2, whose product is annotated as cofilin 2 (muscle). Gene Ontology annotation, molecular function: actin filament binding. Gene Ontology annotation, biological process: actin filament severing; cell motility; actin filament fragmentation. The record is from RefSeq and is a predicted model, not a curated record. Gene Ontology annotation, cellular component: actin cortical patch; cytoplasm; actin cytoskeleton. NCBI's taxonomy places the organism in Eukaryota, Metazoa, Chordata, Chondrichthyes, Rajiformes, Rajidae. The transcript has 4 exons. The coding region runs from base 236 to 751 and encodes 171 amino acids.
GUGCCCUGCGGUCAGACCAUGUGGUAACCGCGGCGGUGGCGACAGGGACGUGCCACCGCUGUUUCCUAUCGGCGGCAACUCAUCCUCACCACCGCAACCGCCUGUGAAUGGUCCAGCCCAGCCGACAGCCCUCCCCCCGCCCCCUCCGCGCUCUGCCUGCAGCUGAAGUAACGGUCCAUCGUGCGCCGCCGCUUCCAUCCCGUGCGUGGCUGCUCACCGUCGCCGCUCACUCGCUAUGGCCUCUGGAGUAACAGUGCACGAUGAAGUUAUUAAAGUCUUCAAUGACAUGAAAGUAAGGAAAUACUCAUCGCCAGAAGAAGUCAAAAAAAGAAAGAAAGCAGUGCUAUUCUGCCUGAGUGAUGAUAAAAAGCAGAUAAUUGUAGAGGAUGCCAGAGAAAUUUUGGUGGGCGAAAUUGGAGAAUCUGUGCAGGACCCCUACGCGUCCUUUGUUAAGUUACUACCUUUGGCCGACUGCCGUUAUGCUUUGUAUGACGCUACAUAUGAGACAAAAGAAUCCAAGAAAGAAGAUUUGGUAUUUAUAUUCUGGGCUCCAGAAUUGGCAUCCCUUAAAAGCAAGAUGAUAUACGCUAGCUCAAAGGAUGCUAUUAAAAAGAAAUUUACAGGUAUUAAACAUGAAUGGCAAGUUAAUGGAUUAGAAGAAAUUCAGGACCGUACUACACUCGCAGAAAAACUGGGAGGCAAUGUGGUGGUGGUUUCUCUUGAAGGAAUAUCUUUACAAAAUGACAAUUGAGUGCCAUCUUGACCAAUGGAGCUUCCACUUCUGCAGCUCUAUUAUAAUUUGAUCAGAGUUGGAAUAGUUUAGUGUUUUUUUUCCACCUAAAGGAGAUCUCAUUAAUUUAAAGCAACCAAUCUGCGGCUGCACUUAGACUGUAUGACCCCUGUAGUUUUAUGUAGAAUCUCAAGGAAUGCUUUCACAUCAUUCAUUCUAGCCAAAAUAAUUGUCGUUGCAUGCAUUCCUUGUACAAUGAAUGAGAACGUUUUUGUGAGUAGUUUAGAACACUAAUUAUAACUUUUGAAAACCUCGAGUAUUGUCCACUGGUCAGGUGGUAGCCAUCAAUUCACCACUGUAAUUGUUAAAAUUGCACUUGAUCAUAGUUCCAUGAGGCUCUUGUGCAUUCAUAACCCACUCCUGCCUUGAUAUCACUUUGUCAUGGCAGCAUGUGUUCUACACUUUGCAUCAAAAGCACUUUUUGUAACGUUUUUGUUUUAAAAAAAAAAGGAAUGCCAACCAAGUUUCUGCAGUUGCAUCAUCAGUGAAUUGUAACUCUUGUAUUUUCAUUCCUGUUGUGCAGACCUUAAGGAAAGAGUUGUUUAUGUUGCCUUUUGUUUCCAGUGGAAUGUACGCUACUGAAAAAGAAUGCGAGUCAAUGUUUACCGUGUUAAUCUUUUUAAACAUUGAAACAGACAUGCAAAAUUAGUCAUGAUGGCAGUUACUGUAUACUGGAGCCUUAAAUGGAACGCUGUUUUUGAGAUCAGAAAUUUGGCCACGCUUACAAUAAAAUUUGUGGUUUAUGGCCAA